UAACUAUAGGAUAUACUUUAUAUUUACAUGUAUAUAAAGACAAAGAAUAUAAAAAUUUACUUGAUGCUAAUAAUUCACCUAUACAACUAAUUAGUCAAAUAAAAGGUUACUUUUACGUUAACCCUUAUAUUGCUAUAAGUUUAGCUAUAACUUUAUUCUCGUUUGUAGGAGUUCCUCCUCUAAUAGGAUUCUUUGCUAAACAGAUGGUUUUAAGUGCUGCUUUAGAUAAUGGUUACGUAUUUAUGACUCUUGUAGCAAUAUUAACAAGUGUUAUAGGAGCUGGUUAUUAUCUUAGUCUAAUAAAACAAAUUUUCUUCUUUAAAGACGAUUACAAGAUAAACCCUUCAGUAAAAAACUUAAGUUUAGUUGCUUACAUCAAUCCCGCUUCUUUUUCAUCAAAUAAAGAUACAUCUAAUGGUGUUAAAGUUGAAUUUAACCCUAGUAAUAUUACAAUUAAUAGUGCAUUAACUAUAAUAUUAUUAGCUGUUAAUUUAAUCUUUGCUCCGCAUAACCCGUACGAAGAAAAAGACAGUGCCUUUGAAUGUGGAUUUCAUUCAUUCUUAGGGCAAAAUAGAAGUGAAUUCAAUUCAGAAUCAGCAACUGCUAGUGGAUUAACUUAUUUUUUACUAGGAGGAUUAUCUUCUUGUUUUAUAUUACUAGGUUCAGCUUUACUAUAUGUUAAUUCUGGUACUACUAAUUUAGAUAAUAUAUAUGUUAUAAGCAGUAUUAGUGAAAUAGAAGACUUAACUA
Messenger RNA from Scutellospora calospora, 750 nucleotides. The record is from the annotation of a GenBank genome assembly. NCBI's taxonomy places the organism in Eukaryota, Fungi, Glomeromycota, Glomeromycetes, Diversisporales, Gigasporaceae.